CUGUGCCGGGUGGUGGGGGGCUCCCUGAGAGGGAAAUCUGAGGGUUCCCUGUGUGUCUGUGCCGGGUGGGUCCUGAGGGCCCUGGGCUCACUCCCGUCUCUCUCCCUGCAGCGAUGACCACUUAGGCGGCAGCUGAGAGAUGGAGCGCUUCAUUGACUCAGGGACACAGACAGAGGCCGUGGUGGUGCUGUCCUUGGCGCAGGCCGCGGUGUUGGGGCUCGUCUCCGAGAAUGAGCUCUUUGGUGCUACCAUAAGCCCCGAGGCCUUCUACCCAGUGCUGGGCCAUGAGCUGUCCGACACAGCGGCCGUGGAGCCCGAGCCCCCUGACAAUGACUACCAGCUGGAGUGUGCGGGGGGCGCCCCAGGAGAGCCGCCCGAGGAGGAGGUGCUGGAGGUGGGGGCAGCCUUUGAGAAGCACACCCGAAGAAGGAAACGCCCCCCGGUGAGGCUGGUGCCCAAAGUCAAGUACGAGGAGAUGGAAGACGACGAGGAGGAGGACGUGUUCGAGGUGUCCGUCCCCGCCGAUGACAGGCAGGAGGCCCCUGGGGAGCCUCCAGAGGAGGCGGGCUGCGAGGGCCUGGUCCAGAGCAGCUCCGUCAAGAUGAUUGAUCUCAGCUCCUUUGGCAGAAAGUCCCGCCGUCACCUGGCCCGCACUCCUCGGCAGCCGGAGCUGGACAGCGGCGCCGCCUACCACGCCCAUUUUGCAGACUCCACCCCUGACUACUCCGAGCCCAACAUGGUGCUGACGCGGGCGGCCUCCGAAGCCAUGCACCAGGAGUGCGGGUUCGAGCCCCACCUGACAUCCUUGAGCGAUGCCGAGGCCCCCGCGCCCGAGUCCCCAGAGCCCGUGAAGAGUGACCAGGGCUUCGUGUGGCAGGACCCCGGCGAGUUCGAGGCAGACCCCGCCGGCUCCACCGCGGACCACCACAAGAAGGCCCAGCUGGACCGGCUGGACAUCAAUGUCCAGAUCGACGACUCGUACCUGGUGGAGGCCGGGGACCGGCAGAAGCGCUGGCAGUGCCGCAUGUGCGAGAAGUCGUACACCUCCAAGUACAACCUGGUGACGCACAUCCUGGGCCACAACGGCAUCAAGCCGCACUCGUGCCCGCACUGCAGCAAGCUCUUCAAGCAGCCCAGCCACCUGCAGACGCACCUGCUCACGCACCAGGGCACGCGGCCGCACAAGUGCGAGGUGUGCCACAAGGCCUUCACGCAGACCAGCCACCUCAAGCGCCACAUGCUGCUGCACAGCGACAUCAAGCCCUACAGCUGCCACUUCUGCGGCAGGGGCUUCGCCUACCCCAGCGAGCUCAAGGCCCACGAGGUGAAGCACGAGAACGGCCGCUGCCACGUGUGCGUGGAGUGCGGCCUCGAUUUCUCCACCCUGACCCAGCUCAAGAGGCACCUGGCCACGCACCAGGGCCCCACGCUCUACCAGUGCCUGGAGUGCAACAAGUCCUUCCACUACCGCAGCCAGCUGCAGAACCACAUGCUCAAGCACCAGAACGUGCGGCCCUUCGUGUGCACCGAGUGCGGCAUGGAGUUCAGCCAGAUCCACCACCUCAAGCAGCACUCGCUCACCCACAAGGGAGUAAAAGAGUUCAAGUGCGAGGUGUGUGGCCGAGAGUUCACCCUGCAAGCCAACAUGAAGCGGCACAUGCUCAUCCACACCAGCGUCCGGCCGUACCAGUGCCACAUCUGCUUUAAGACCUUUGUUCAGAAGCAGACCCUCAAGACCCACAUGAUCGUGCACUCCCCCGUGAAGCCCUUCAAAUGCAAGGUCUGUGGGAAAUCCUUCAACCGCAUGUAUAACCUGCUGGGCCACAUGCACCUGCACGCCGGCAGCAAGCCCUUCAAGUGUCCCUACUGCUCCAGCAAGUUCAACCUGAAGGGCAACCUCAGCCGCCACAUGAAGGUCAAGCACGGCGUCAUGGACAUCAGCCUGGAUAGCCAAGAUCCCAUGAUGGAGCUGACCGGUGCAGACCACUCGGAGCUCGACGGUCCGCAGGAGAUGGAAGACUAUGAAGAGAACUCCUUUGACUACAGCGGGGUAGAGAACGGCGCCGACGACAGUGCACUGACUGAGCAGGCCAUGAAGGAAAUGGCCUAUUACAAUGUAUUAUAG
Messenger RNA from Gracilinanus agilis (Agile Gracile Mouse Opossum), 2125 nucleotides. It is a transcript of the gene ZNF710, whose product is annotated as zinc finger protein 710. Gene Ontology annotation, molecular function: DNA-binding transcription factor activity; RNA polymerase II cis-regulatory region sequence-specific DNA binding. NCBI's taxonomy places the organism in Eukaryota, Metazoa, Chordata, Mammalia, Didelphimorphia, Didelphidae. The coding region runs from base 140 to 2125 and encodes 661 amino acids. The record is from RefSeq and is a predicted model, not a curated record. The transcript is spliced from 4 exons. Gene Ontology annotation, biological process: regulation of transcription by RNA polymerase II.